Camelina sativa (false flax) is the source of this 1035-nucleotide messenger RNA. The record is from RefSeq and is a predicted model, not a curated record. NCBI's taxonomy places the organism in Eukaryota, Viridiplantae, Streptophyta, Magnoliopsida, Brassicales, Brassicaceae.
AUGAGUCUGUAUGAUUACACUAAGGAUCAGUGCCGUUUUCUGUCGACUUUAAUGAUCAAGAUCGAAGGAGAAAUUCCAGCCAUCAAACCACUUGAUGAUCUUAAGAGUCGUAGAGAAGAGUUUGACUGUGGCUGGAAUGAUCAUUUGAAGAAUCUAUCUUCGCUGGAAGUCUUGAGAAUCUUUACGUCAACUGAACUUGAAGAUAGGUCGAGAGAGAUUGCAAUCAGACGGCUCAGUGUCUUACUAUCUGAUCACACUUCAGAGAAGGUGCCAAUAGACAUUGCAGAGAUGAGACAAAUCCAACCAUUGCUCAUCUCUUGCCUAAAGGAAGAAGGAAUCUCUGACAGUAUGUUCAAAGUCCUAGGUGAGGUGGUGAACCAUGUUACGUAUGAGAUGAUGGUCUACCAUGAUGAUAAAUGCUAUGAGCUAAGCGGCUAUAUUACUGGGUGUAAAAUAGAAUUUGAGAGAGUGGUUUAUGUCUUCCAGUGCGUAAGAAUGCCGCUUAGUGAUGACAAUUUUGUGAAUCCUGUGUUGGAGAAUCUUCUCCCAAUGAUAAGAACAAGGCUAGACCCACCAAGAGAGUUUUUUGUAGAUCACAUUUGCUGGGUCUUGGCGUUUAUGAGUGCCUUCUUGAUAGAGAACCUAGAUUAUACUGAAAUCGUUGUGGAGAUUGCACAUAAAAUGAUAAAUUCAGUGAGAAAGCUUGUGGAAAGAGGAAUGGAAGUUGGAAUUCUAAAGAGAACUUUCACAGAUGUUGAAACUAUUGUGAAGAAACAGCUGGAAUGGUACAGGGAGUUGGAAUACAAUUUCCUUAAGGGUCUACUUUGGAGACUCUAUGCAAUCAAAGGCAUGAAAUGGGAAAGUAAGAUUGUGUUGUGGAAAAUCAAUGUAAUCGUCGAGAAAGGAGUAGACAAUAUGCAUAAAGAGCUGCCAGAGGAGGAUGAGUUUGAUUGGCUGAACCUUACUGAUGAUGUGACGAUGACGAGUAAGAAAAAGAGGAGAAAGAACUGCCAGAGAUUGAGUUUGAUUGGUUGA